CUCAGCCCUGCAACAUGCUCUGUGGCAUGCAGCACGACAAGCGGACACUUUACGGGGCUGCUAUGUUUUACUUAAAUUUUAAGCUACCUUGCUAUGUAUUGUAUUAUAAUUAUAUAUAUAGAAACAGCGAAUUGACCGGGACCUUUACAUGCAUUAUUGUUUUCUCCUAGUGAUCCAUAUACCGUAUUUUCUAACUAAUUUUUAUGUUGGAAAUUUAUGGAAACCUAAGGAUUAUCCACAUCGGAAGUUCUUUGUCUCUUUCAAAUGGAAAAAAAUGCAUUCUUUACAUUUAGUGUGACUAAAGGACACUUUGUUUAGGUAAAGUUGAAUGCAGAUGCGAGUCAUGGUAGGGCAUCAACAACUGUGAGUGCUCAAACCUUGAAUAAGAGAGGGAGUGACCAUGGCUUACACAGGGGCGCAGAAUGCUCUGAAGAGUGAUAAGUUAGAUGAAGCUCAAGCUCUGGCCAAAAGCUGCACAGGCAGACCAGACUUUCUCCCUUGUGAUGGACUGUCCAUCUGCGCUACACACAGCCAUGGAAAGUGCUUCAAACUGCACUGGUGCUGCCAUUUGGGCUGGUGUCACUGUAAAUAUGUGUACCAGCCCAUGACCAAUGUCGGUCAGCUACCCAGCACACCUGUGCCAGCUGCUCCAUCUGACUGCACCGACACCAUCGAUCUGUCCAUCUCCCUGACAGAACGCUUCCUCCGUAUCUCGCCCUGUUUCCUGCCUCCACCAUACCCCGAGUCCCCCAAAUACUGCAGCAUUGCUGAACUGUUUAUUGACGACUACAUUGUCAAACGCAUCAACGGCAAGAUGUGCUAUGUUCAGCGGCCCCCAGUUCACAUGGAUGCCCCUCCCACUCAACCUCCAGCCUAUCUGAUUCCACAGGAGGAGCAUGUUAAAGAUAAGCAGACUGUUGAUACUGUUAAAGGACCUAAAUCUGUGGUUACUGUUAAAGGACCUAAAAUGGGCCACUGCUCUUCGCCCUCCAGCUCAGAGGACUCCGGGAUCAACGCUCUGGGAGGACGCUAUCUGGAGUCCUGUGAAGAAGAGUCUGAGGAAGAGGAUGAACUUAGCACGGAUGGGAACUGCUGUCCAGAAAGUCUGUGGGACCAGGACGAAUGCACCCUACUGUCCCCUUCCAAAUCCACUCUGGAAAUUAUUGAAAACAUUGAAACUACUGUGUGACACAAUUCACAUUCAAGACUUUCUUAGAAUAUUUGUUCUCUCUGUUCUUUUCACAUCUUUCCCGCUCUUGCUGUCAUUGUGUUUAAUGAAAUACAGUAUGUAGGCUAGAGGAAAAUGCUACACCUAUAAAGACAGUGCUACACUU
Molecule: messenger RNA, 1334 nt
Organism: Myxocyprinus asiaticus (Chinese sucker)
Lineage: Eukaryota; Metazoa; Chordata; Actinopteri; Cypriniformes; Catostomidae
Product: UPF0524 protein C3orf70 homolog B-like
Exons: 3
Coding region: 401-1189 (262 amino acids)
Source: RefSeq, a predicted model, not a curated record